Messenger RNA from Paraglomus occultum, 172 nucleotides. The record is from the annotation of a GenBank genome assembly. NCBI's taxonomy places the organism in Eukaryota, Fungi, Glomeromycota, Glomeromycetes, Paraglomerales, Paraglomeraceae.
AUGAACAACUAUUCCAAGUGGUCCUUAUUGGGUAUCCUGAAAUAUCUAUCAAAUAAUGUUGACUUCACUAGCGAAAACCUGGAUGAUAUCGUUGCUGUUUUGAAGAAACAACUGGAAAUUGGUCCAAAGACAGCAAUAUUCUCCAGACAGCGAAAAAUAAGGCUACAAAAAU